AUGCCGGCAAGGAAAGCAUCGUCCAGGCAGGGCUCUACCAUGUCAAUGACAGCAGUCGAGACCGAAAAGACCGUUGAAGCAGAAGAAGAGUGGGAGACUCUCAGCCAGCUCAAUACGCGCCUCGGAGAGCAGAAGGUCGAGCUGCGAAAGCGGCAACAGGAGGAAGAUGCCGCUAAACUUUUGCUGGCAAAGAAGAAGCUGGCAGCUAGUCAAAUUCAAGGUCGGAGCAUCGUUGCCCGGUCUUAG
Symbiodinium sp. CCMP2456 is the source of this 246-nucleotide messenger RNA. The record is from the annotation of a GenBank genome assembly. NCBI's taxonomy places the organism in Eukaryota, Dinophyceae, Suessiales, Symbiodiniaceae.